This is a messenger RNA of Castor canadensis (American beaver), 1518 nucleotides long. RefSeq names its product FA core complex associated protein 24 (gene Faap24). NCBI's taxonomy places the organism in Eukaryota, Metazoa, Chordata, Mammalia, Rodentia, Castoridae. Gene Ontology annotation, cellular component: Fanconi anaemia nuclear complex. Gene Ontology annotation, molecular function: chromatin binding. Gene Ontology annotation, biological process: interstrand cross-link repair. The record is from RefSeq and is a predicted model, not a curated record.
UGUGAGGACUAGAGCGAAGGUUGGGGGGUUAUCCUUGGCGUCCCCCCGUCCGGGACCGGACCGAAGAGCCACAGCGCAGGCUAUUAAGGGCCAAUCAGGUGCCGAUAAUGAAAAUCAGAGUCACUAUGACAGGAAUCUCCUCAUUCUUAAACUAAGGCAAAUAAUGCAGACUUUGCAAGACCACUCUGCAGAAGAGAUCCAGCCAAAGAGGUCCCGGCUUUGGGUGGAGCCUGCUCACGUGACAUCUUGCAUUUCCCAAAUCAGAUCGAGAGCACGGAUGGAAAGGGACCCCCCUGAUGGCGCAGGACCCGUGCACGUGCCUUUUGGGCAUGUAGUGGCCAGUGAAAAAUGGCGCGGGUCGCUGGUGGCGCAGGGGAUGCAAGGGAAAAUUAAACUCAUUUUUGAGGAUGGCCUGACAUGGGUAGAUUUUUACCUGUCCAGCAGUUCCUGCAUUCUUUAUAUCACUGAGGCUGAUUUGGUGGCAGGAAAUGGCUACAGAAAGAGACUUGUUCGAGUUAGAAAUUCUGGCAAGCUUCAAGGGAUUGUAGUGGUUGAAAAAACUCAGAUGAGUGAGCAGUACUUCCCAGCCAUCCAGAAGUUCACUGUGCUGGACCUUGGGAUGGUGUUGCUUCCUGUGGCCAAUCAGAUCGAAGCUGCCCGCCUCAUUGUCCAGUUAGUUGAAGAGCAAACCAAAGAGCCCAGGAGGAACCCUUUCCUGAAGCAGCAGCGGGCCUCGCUCUCCGAGCCCUCCCUGGUGCAAACUGUGCAGCAGAUCCCAGGAGUGGGAAAAGUGAAGGCCCCCCUCCUCCUCCAGAAGUUUUCUAGCAUCCAGCAGCUGAGCAACGCCUCUGCCCAAGAGCUUGAGCAAGUGGUGGGACACAUGGCAGCACAGCAGAUUCAUGACUUCUUCACCCAGUCCAGGCGACCGCAGGCCUCACAUCUAACCUAGGGUUAGACCGCAAACUGCAGGUUUUCAGAUUUAAAAACCAAGAACCAAAGCCUUCCUCCCACAGCACCACGUGAAGGACAGGGGAGGCCUGCUGCUCCCUUGGGGUCUGUGUUAGGAGAGUGGGGCUCAGAUGUCACCACCCACAUUCUGCUAAGGUGAAAGGGCCAGUGGGGUUCUGCUGAGUGUAAGGGACUCUCAUCCUCAGCAAAAAGCCAGGGAGGGCUGGUUUGUAUGAGCAGCCUUGACCUUGAGCGGCUGUCAAGGUCAGCUGACAGUCCACAGAGAACGGCUAUAGUGAAGCACUGUGGACUGCAGGCCCCUUGCCAUUCAGGUCUCUGCGCUCUGCUCGUGCCUGUGCUCAGGGCCACUGUCAAGGUAAAUAAACAAGUGUACAGCAGUCCAUCCUUGCUUUCUUUGUCCUCCAUUUUCUGCCUUUCCUCUUUCUGGGUUUUUGGAGGGAGAGACUAGCCAUAUAAUUUGCCUAGAAUCUGAAAGCUUGGAGUCUGAAAUUCCCCAUUUAAAGAUGAAAACUCAAUGUGUAAGGAAGAAAAGAGUUCUUUUCUACUAUG